UUAUUAUUAUCUUUUUUUCUAGCAUGUUUCAUGAUAACAAUGAUAACAAUGUUAUCAGACAAUGACAUGUUUAUUUAUACCAUAGAUUUAUAUUAUUAAUAAUAUAAAUCUAUGAUUUAUACAUAGAAAUUGUCUGCGAUAGUGUGAUUAUUUUUCUCACUUUUAUGAUUAUAAUAUUUGUAAUUAGUAAUUACUGUUUGGUGAUUUUUAUGAAUAUUGAAUAUUUCGGUUUUGUUUUAAUUUGUUAAAUUCAUCGAUCAGUAUGAAACGAAUAAGUGAUUAUUUUCGUAGUGACAAGGAUUUACACAGUUCCCAAAAAAAAACAAAAAUUGAAAAUACCGAUACUGGUAAGCACACAGUAAAUGUUUUUGAUACUUUGGAUGCAUGUUGUGGGAUAAUCUUCCCAACAAUUAAAUCCUUAAUUUCUAUACUUGCUAGUUUGCCAAUUAGUACUGCUUCCGCUGAACGCAGCUUUUCCACUUUGCGCAGAUUAAAAACAUGGUUGAGAUCGCGAAUGGGCGAACAUAGGCUGACUGGCUUGGCUUUAUUGCACACGCAUAAAGAUAUUAUUGUAAACAUAGAAGAAGUAAUUAAUAGAUUUGCAAAUGAAAAAAAAAGAAACGUACAAUUAUUAUUAUAAUUAUACCUAUUUUUUAAUAAUACAUUGUCAUAGCUAUUUAAAAGAAAUAAAGGUACCUACAAUUAAUUUUAAGUGUUGUACUUCUUUUUCCAUAAAUUACUUACGGUCAAGUCUUCAUUGCCGGGGCAACAGCAGGAAAUGCUUUUUUUUUGGGGGGGGGGGGGUUGA
Messenger RNA from Acyrthosiphon pisum (pea aphid), 808 nucleotides. Its product is annotated as zinc finger MYM-type protein 1-like. The transcript has 2 exons. Gene Ontology annotation, molecular function: protein dimerization activity. Lineage: Eukaryota; Metazoa; Arthropoda; Insecta; Hemiptera; Aphididae. The coding region runs from base 263 to 640 and encodes 125 amino acids. The record is from RefSeq and is a predicted model, not a curated record.